AAACACACACAUGCACACAUGCUUCACCCUCCUCGCUCUUCUCUUUCUCCUCGCUUGCCUCACCUCGGUCACCCUCUGCCAACGGGUGCACGUGUGGCAUACUGAGCUCGACGCCGUCACCCUGCCGCUGCCGCCUUCUGUCGCCGCUGCCGCCGCUGCUGCUGCCGGCACCGAUGCUCAGCGCAAGCUCCCUAACGCACUAGAUCCUGAGGCCGAGGCCCUCGUUCAUGAUGUAGUGGCUGGUCGAUGGCCUUGGCGCGAGCCCGACUCGCUCCCUGAGUCGGCCCUCGCGCAUCCGAUCCGCCCGCUGACCCUCACUUCGCUCGUCCAUCCCAUCAACGUCUCGACAAGCUUUAAGGGCGCGUGGCACCCGGUCCCACGCAUGGCGGCUUCGGGCGACGCCGACGAUCGCUCCGCCCGCCUCAAGGCUGCCGCCCUGCCGCUGGUCCUCGACGAUGGGGGAUACAUGGCCGGCUGGCUCGCCUCUCUCGCCCACUCAGCAGACGGCACCAUCCGAGUCCACGGUGUUCUCUCGCUCCUUGCCUCGUCGCACCUCGGCGCGUCCGGCGAGGUCUAUCUCGUGUCGGGCUUGAUCGACCCCAAGAGCCACAGUCUCAGUCUCACGCUCACCCCGCCACAUGAGCACGCUCCGCUGGCAUUUGAGCCCGUACUUGUUUCGGACAACGCCACCUUUGCCGCCGGUGCUGUACUACCGGCCGCGGUGCACGACUUGGACACCAUGGCCGCCCGCGCCCGGUUUUGGCUUGGUGCAAGCUCCGCCCCGCCGUCUCACCGCGUCGGACUCGACCUCCUCAAUUUGCGCCCUGCCCCGCGAUCGAUGUGCUCGUGGCAGCUUACGGCUCAGGUCCAUGAAAGCCUUAACGAGGCUGCACUCGCGCGGCAGGCCGCCGACGUCUCACGCCCGCUCCGUGGACCGCCGACGGCCGGUGACGUCGCCGCGCUUCCGACGUCGCUGAUCGGUACUGCUGCAGCCGACGCCACUGGCUCGCCGGCGCCGCGCCACGUCGAUGAGGUUCACGUCGUCCUCACCAACGGCGUGCUCAAGUCGGCCAAGUGUGGGCUAACGCUCAAGUUUGAGCUGGCCUCGGUUGACCCGUACGAGUUUGAGCGCAAAACCAUGUGGUACCUGGUCAUGCUGGCCGCCACCGCCGUGGCGCAGCUCGCCGCGUUUGUGAUCCAGCUCGAACACUCGCGGGCGCACCCAGUCCUGGCCAACGUCUCGAUGCUCGCCAUCGGUGCACUCUCGGUUGUUGACUGCUACCUCUGCCUUCUGCACUUUUCCGGUCUCUCGUCAGCGCGUCUGGCUCCGUCGUUUGCCAUCGCCGCCUUUGUCAAGUUUGUCCUCUCGUUUGUCUACGAGAUGCGGUACGUGUUUGCAGUGUGGCGGGCGCGAAACGCAGGUGACUGGGCGGCUGGCUGGCUCGCUGUCCGCGUCCGCAUCUGCAGGCUGUACUCGUGGUACUACGUCGCCCUCCUCAUCGGCAUCACCGCCAUGUACCAAUUUGACGGCCACUGGCCGUGGUUCUCACUCCUUGUCCACGCCUACUGGAUCCCACAGAUUGUGACCAACGCCCAGCGCGACACCGCCAAUGCGCUCGCCCCCGUCUUUGUUCUCGGCACCUCGGCCUCGCGCCUCAUUAUUCCGGCGUACAUGCAGCUCUGUCCGACCAAUGUCUUCCACACCCCGCCGACUCCAGGCGCCUUUACCGCCCUCACGCUCCUCGUCGCUGGCCAAGUCAUCAUUCUCCUCGCCCAGGCCCGCCUUGGCCCGCGGUUCUUUGUACCUGCCGCCUGGCUCGAUCCGCCGCACAACUACCAUCCACCGCCAGCCGUCAUCCUCGCCGACUCGGCCGGCGAGCAGCCGACAUGUACCAUUUGCAUGGAGCGCGUCGACCUCGACCCUCCGCCUCCCGGGCGAUCCCGCACCGAGCUCUGGAUGCACACCCCGUGCAAGCACACCUUCCACACCCUCUGCCUCAUCCAGUGGAUGGACAUCCGCCUCGAAUGUCCCGUCUGCCGCGCCCCGCUCCCACACCUCGCCCACGCCUCCCAGCAAGCCGCCGCCGCACUCCGUGCCCAAGCCGCAGAGCCGUGA
Messenger RNA from Thecamonas trahens ATCC 50062, 2116 nucleotides. RefSeq lists its product as uncharacterized. Bases 11 to 2116 code for a protein of 701 amino acids. The transcript has 2 exons. The record is from RefSeq and is a predicted model, not a curated record. Lineage: Eukaryota; Apusomonadida; Apusomonadidae.